Molecule: messenger RNA, 1440 nt
Organism: Ambispora gerdemannii
Lineage: Eukaryota; Fungi; Glomeromycota; Glomeromycetes; Archaeosporales; Ambisporaceae
Source: the annotation of a GenBank genome assembly
AUGUCAGCAGAAACCACCACAAAUCUUCUACCAUCACUACCACCUAUUUCCUCUUCAUCGUAUCAAAUCUCAACGUCGUUUCUCGAUCCAACCGAGACUUCAUUUCUCGAGAAUGACAGGGAAGAUUAUCUUGAUCAAUUAAAACAGCAAGCUGAAUCUGAUAGGUUACAACACAAGAAUUCUCUUUUGAACACAAGAGACACACCAUCAUCGGAUUCUAAUGUUAUUGCCUCAAGUACUCAUAGUACUACUUCGAAUAAUCAACCACAACCACAACCACAACCAGCACAGGCACCACUGUCGCAGCCUUCGUAUGCUCAGCAACUUCAAUCCACACCAUCGCAGCCUUCAUACGUUCAGCAACUUCAAUCCACACUGUCGCAGCCUUCAUACGCUCAGCAACUUCAAUCCAAAACGAUCAAUAAUUCGGUGUUUCGUCGGGACGAAUCUCGUCAUAAUCCAAAUCUCAACCGUGACAAUACUAUUGGUAGUUUCUCUGAAAUUAAAGAACUUCAAUCCUCUCUGAAACAAUUUACAAACAUGAAAGCGUCAAACAUAAAAUUUCAUCAAAAUCAAGUCAACACAUUAUUUCUAAAAUACAGAUGUCGUGGCAUACAAGAAAAUGGGAUCCCACCAUUGGUUCUAAGUGGCGCAUUACAACGUUUGAUCAUUGAAACUAUAUUCGAAGAGACCGCCAAAUACAUAAAUCAUGAUUCAAGAAGGUCAAAAUUACUGUUACCUGCUCCCUCUUCAACUUCCAAAGAUAACAGUCAUCACAAUACUUUAGAGACAGAAAUUAUUAACACCACAAACAAUUUAAUUCUUUUGACGACUUUAUUAUCAGAAAAUUUUGAGAAAGCAAACAAAUCGGAUUCUAAUUCAAAGGCACCGGUCACAAAUUACACAUCAAACAGUCUAGUUCGAAAUCUCCCGAAUCUUAUACGACAACAAACAGCAUCAGCAUUACGCGAAGCAGCAUUCUCUAAUGAUCAACAUUCGUUCUUGCAAAGUACCUCGAAAAAAGUGAUAGAUACUUUGAAUUUGUAUCGAGAUAUCAAAACAGAUGCAGUUGUAUUAAAGCGGGAAGCUAUUGAUGUUGUGAAGAAAGUUGUGAGGGUGUUGUGGUUUGGGAUCCGGGCACAAGAGAAAGUACCAGAAUUAAUAUUUUUUGAGGCAGGUGAUGAGCUGGAUGUGGAUUUAAUGAACGGAGAAUUCGAUGAGGAUGAUUUGGAUACUGAUGAGGUCGAAAUUUGUUCUUUUCCGUUGAUCGCAAUAGACCCAACGGACGACGAGAAUCGAACUGUCAUUGCAAAAUCACUAAUCAAAAAACGACCAAUAAAAACAAAUCGAGGUGUUAGUAGACAUUCUGUCGCCUCUGAAAGUUAUACAUCUUCAAUAGGAAUGUCGAAUAAGUAUUCGUUUAACUAUUCGAAUGUUUAG